Trichobilharzia szidati is the source of this 2986-nucleotide messenger RNA. NCBI's taxonomy places the organism in Eukaryota, Metazoa, Platyhelminthes, Trematoda, Strigeidida, Schistosomatidae. The record is from the annotation of a GenBank genome assembly.
CUUGCCUAAGUUCUUAAUAUAUUCAAUGCACCCGUUGCACUGUUUCAGUUAUCAGAUAGUAUUAAUUUGUGACUGUCUAUCAACCAUUAAGCCGCUUUAGCCACGACAAAAGUCUACACAUACUCAUGCACGAUUUAUGCAUGUUUUCUUAAUAAAAUUAGUCCUCAAUCAUACUACUACUUGCUAUUUUUCUCGUUAAUACUAAAGUACCAUGUGGUUAUACUUGGGUAGUAUGUUCAGUGAAACAAAAUUGCCGAGUUUUUCUUUUCCUCUUCAUAAUAUAUAGUUUACACGUACACUAUAAUAGUAGUAGUGUAACGACAGAAGACAAGGACCAGGCAAUAUAUCGUUUAUUGAGAAAAUCAACAGAUAUUUAUAUAUUUUUAUGUACAUUAUUAUUAUAGGUUAUCGUUAGCAGAGAAAUGCCGUUUUCUGAUUGGUUGUUCUCUUUCUGAAAGUCAAUCUGUCACCUUUUUGUGCCCGUUUCUUAGAAGGUCAGACCAUGUAUCUGCGAAUCGUAUCCGCCCACGCAAGGUCUGCUGUGAUUGGUUGUUGAGUUAGUCUUUGUUCUUGUUCUUUUCUCAUGACCAAGAUUUAGGGACGUAAACAUUGACGUAAAUAGCUGUCUACCAAUUUUGGCUAGCAGACAGCUCUCAUGUCAUAUAUUAAAUCUCCUAUUACAUCAUCUCUAUGGGAAUCCCAGUCUAGUCAUGCUGUCUCGUACAUAUAUAGUUCCUAUUGCUUAAUAGGAGGAAAACAUUUUGUAAUGAGCAAUCAGUUAUCCCGUAGCUAUAUUUAAUAUCAUAAGGUUGAAAGAGGCACUUAUCACUUCCAAAUUGGGUCUUUUAUCUGUCUGUUUCUUCUGUUUCAAACCAAAAAUCAUCCUAUAAGCAUUAGCGUAACUGCUGCAUUCGUGUUUUUUUGUUUACUUUGCUUCUCAGGGAUUGGUUUUGUUCGGUUUGCCACUGCUGGACAAGCUGAAAAAGCAGUUGGACAGAUGAAUGAGGUAAAACAUAUUGUCCGAGGUGGUGAUAAACCGAUAACCUGCAAAUUGGCUGACAAAGCAGAUCACAAGCGUCGUAAUGCUGCUUCUAAUCCACAAGCUUUGGUUACCGCUGAUGCCGCCGCUGGUUUGCACCCACAAAUCCCUGUCGGUAGUCAUAUAAAUCGCACAACUCAUGGUUUACCAGGUCUUGCUUCCCUACAAGCGUUAGGUCAGGCGCAACAGCCUUCCUUCAAUCCUCAGCUCCCUUUGACUGCACAAUUAGUGCAACCUUUACAGCAGACUCCUGUUGUUGUACCGAAUCUUCAUUCAUCAGGAGUUUCUUCACAAAACCGUAAUGUUUUGCUUUCAUCAGCUCUGCUACAGAAUGGUCCAUCUGGUAACGCAUCAUUUCCAAAUGGAGGUAACUGUCAUCAAAAUGUCUCUACUACAUCAUAUCGUGCUAACUUGGUCGGAAUACCGUCUGCACUUCCGGCGAAUCAGACUGCUACAGUUGUUGCCGGUUACAAUGAUUCACCGUUUAAUCGUUCUAAAUCGUGUAUUAAUGUUCAAUCUGGAAGCCAUUCUGCUAACAAUCCACCCAUCUAUACAGCAAAUGGAAACACCUCUCAAUCUGCACAUGGAACUUUUCAGUCACUGACAACAUACGGGUCACCGACGACUUCCAGUUAUCAAGGAGGUUUAUCUUAUGUCCAUCAUCAACAGUCACAACAAAUUCCUACUGUUCCCACAGUGGCAAACAGUUCUCAAAUGGUUGUUGUAACGCCUACACCACCACCACCACCAGCACCAAUUAGUAGUGGUGGUCUCUAUCAAUCAGUGUCGUCAUCAUCAUCGUCAUCAUUAGCAGGAGCAGCAGUAGCAGCCGCCGCAUCGAAUGGGGGGUCUGUAUCAGCAAAUUAUCCAGCCAGCAGUAGUAGUAGUAGUGGUAGUAGUGGUGUUAGUAGUCAUCAAAAGUUAAUUCUUUCUUCCAAUAUACCCAGUGCUGCAUGUCAGGUACAAAAUUUACAAUGUUCUAUGCCAGAAACUACAAAUUUGAAUACUGCUGUUAGUCUAAUGACUUCUGAAUUUCAAGUAAUGUCGUUUAAUUCAACAGUUGACAACACAUCGCCACCGCCACCGCCAACAUCGUCUACAUGUCAAUCAAAUUUAAUAACAACUGAUAAUGUUGUAUCAUCGUGUAAUACACAGGAUUGGUCUAAUGGUGAAGGACAAAAAUUAUGUUCUAUGAAUUCUAUCAACUCUUCAGAAAGUGAUAUUAUGCCUUGUCAGCAGGCUACAGUGAUUGAAAAUAAUUCACAUGAUGAUGAUGAUGACCUUGUGGUUGCUACGUCUGGUAGUGGUAACGAUUAUACAGCAACUACUGAGAAUACGGUUAACUCCAAUGUUGUAACAGAGGAGCUUACCACUGACGCACAUUGUUCAAACUUUGAACAAGAAACUAUCCCUUCAUCAUCAGAUUUUGGCUGUUGUUUAUCCAGUCUGCCGAGUGAAGUUCCUUUAUCAUCACUUGAUCCAUCUUCAGCAAAUCAUUCCUCUGCCUCAAGUUCUACAAUCUGUCAAACAGGGAAUCGUUUGUCUUCGCCUAAUCUUGAAAUGAACGGCAGUAGUCGUGGUGGCGGCGGUGGUUCAUCAUCAAGCGCUGAAUGUCAGUCAGAGGAUAAAUUACUGCGGAAGAGUAAGUUGGCCGACAAAAAACGCGAUUCAUCAUCGAACUCCACUGCUUGUAGCCGUCGUUGUAGUGAAGUUGGCUUGAAUGAAACCCCCCCGCCUACAUCUACUGCUACUACUACUACUACUAUACCAUUGAACAGGCGGAAGAAAACUCCUCAUUCAGCUUCUAGUGUCGGUAAUAAUAGUAAACAACCACAACAACAACAACAACAUUCAAAAUCUCCACCAAAGAAAGAUACAACUGUAAGUGGUAGUUCUGAAGUUCGUCUACCCACUAGCUGUACUCUUCUCAAUCCAUCAUCUCCUUAG